CAGCUCAUGACAGACGUGCCACAUGCUCCCGGGCUCUGAUGCUCAUGCGCAGACUGCCCUGGUACCAUUCAUGCAGCUCUGUCGCUCCCCCCGCCAGCUGCAAGCUCCGUCCCUAUUUCCUUUCCUGCAUGUUUGACAAAUGCAAUCAGAAAGAGAAGAGCGAGAUAUACAGAGCGAGGGAGGGGGAAGCAGGAGGUGGGGAGAUCUUACUGCCCUCCUAUAAUCAUAAUUCCCCUCUAGCCAGAACUGCUGCUCCCAGUAGACAUAGAGAGGAAGAAUUGGAGGGGAUUCACCUUUGGACGGUGCCGGUUUAUCACGGAUACUAGGAAUGAAUAAGAAAGUCAACUGAUGAUAAUGUUUCACUUCCAGAACAGCAUAACUCUCUCCUGGUGAAAGCACCGGCACCUCUCUGUGCUAACUCCACCUGAUACAACAAGAGAGCACUAUUUGAAGACAUGGAAAGUUCACCAUCUAAACCAUACUCAACCAAGAAAAGAGUUAAAAUACAUCCCAACACUGUGACGGUUAAAUACAUGUCCCAUUACCCUCAACCUGGGGAUGAGGGGUAUGAAGACACCAGUGAAGACAAUGGUGGUUUUGUGGAGGAAAACCCGAAAAAAAGAUUGUUAGCGGACACCAAAAAGAAGGGAAGAACCUUCUUUGGGACUAUGGAUGCCCGGCCAAAACAGACAGAGGAUCCUGAUAAUGAUCUUGCCCAGCAGUUACAAAGUUUUGCAGACAGCUCUAUCUUUCAAUCUCGGAAAAUAUGGGCUGUAUUGUUUGCAUCAGCAAUGGCCCAUGGGUGUGUAGCACUUAUCACCAGAUUGGUUUCCGAUCGCUCCAAAGUGCCCUCUCUGGAGUUAAUAUUUAUCCGUUCUGUUAUGCAAGUUUUGUCUGUGAUAAUGGUUUGUUACUAUAAUGAGGCUCCAUUUGGGCCUCCAGGUUAUAGACUAAGGUUAUUCUUCUAUGGAGUGUGCAAUGUUAUUUCCAUUACAUGUGCCUACACAUCCUUCUCUAUUGUUCCUCCAAGCAAUGGAACCAUCAUGUGGAGAGCAACCACUACUGUGUUCAGUGCUAUACUCGCCUUCUUGUUGCUAGAUGAACAUAUGGCAUACAUUGACUUGAUCACUGUUGUCUGCAGUGUAUUUGGUGCAUGUUUGGUCAUGAUUCCAAAUAUCGUUAAUGAAGAGAAUUCCUUCCUUGGUGUCUGGAAGGAAGCUUUUGGUUACACUAUGACAGUGAUGGCUGGACUUACCACGGCACUCUCCAUGAUAGUCUAUAGGUCUAUCAAAGAGAAGGUCAGCAUGUGGACUGCACUAUUUACCUUUGGGUGGACUGGAAGUGUUUGGGGAGCCUGUACUAUGUUUGUCCUUCAAGAACCAAUCAUCCCCCUGGAUGGAGAAACCUGGGGCUACCUCCUUGCAAUCUGCUUAUGUUCUACUGUAGCAUUCCUUGGUGUUUAUUAUGCUCUAUACAAGUUCCACCCAGCCUUGGUUAGCACAGUGCAGCAUCUGGAGAUUGUAGUGGCUAUGAUCCUGCAACUUCUUGUGUUGCGCAUGUUUCCCAGUGUUUAUGACAUAAUAGGUGGGUCAUUAAUCAUGAUCAGUGUCUUUGCGUUGGCUGGUUACAAACUCUAUUUAGGAAGAUUAGGGCGACAAGAUUAUCAAGAAAUACUGGAUUCCCCUAUUAAAUGAGAGCUGAUGUCUCAUUGUUGAUUGUAUUGUGUCUGUAACAGUGUUGACUACCACACCAGUAACAGUUGAGGUGACCAAACCCAAGAUUCUAUUCCAAAGCAUGGAACAACUUGACAAAAAUAUAUAAAUACAUUUUCAAAUAAGUUUUAAUUUUUUUGUUUGUUUUAUAUGCAAACCUAGUAAUCAAAAAUAAUUAAAGUUCUUAAAAUAUGAUGGGAAUAUAAUGACUUUACUAAAACAGCUCCACAUUUUGCUGGUUACAAAUAGUCAUGUUUUGGCUAAAUGAAUGGGAAAAUGUAUUUAUUUACUAGCUGAUAAGAUUAUCAGGAAAUCAUCAUUAUUUAUUUUUCUUAUGGUUGGAAUACAGCACUUAAGGUCUAUACACACUUAA
Molecule: messenger RNA, 2085 nt
Organism: Pseudophryne corroboree (corroboree frog)
Lineage: Eukaryota; Metazoa; Chordata; Amphibia; Anura; Myobatrachidae
Gene: SLC35G2
Product: solute carrier family 35 member G2
Exons: 2
Coding region: 456-1694 (412 amino acids)
Cellular component (GO): membrane
Source: RefSeq, a predicted model, not a curated record